UGACAGUUUGAACUCUGCUUACGUAAAAGCUAUCGUUAUGACGGAAACCCCGGUAUGUGCACACCGCGGUGAAGCUUUGCAGCAUCCCGCCAUGGGCAUUCAAGAAAAUUGAUGUCACCAAGCUAUCCAACUGAAAGGUCACGUCCAGCGGUGACAUUCGUCCACUCGAAAUGUUCGCGAAACCGAGACCGAAGAAGAGUAUCUUGCCGGCCCCCUCCAAGAAACGAAAGGCAACUCCUGCAAUUGAAGAAAUUUCUUUCGACAACGAUGCCCGCCACGAAUACUUAACAGGCUUCCACAAACGCAAACAACAGCGAAUUAAGCAUGCACAAGAUGAAGCCGCGAAAAAAGCCCGGCAGGAGAAAAUUGAACUGAGGAAACAGGCCCGCGAAGAUCGCAAGCGCGAAGUAGAAGAACAUGUUGAGAUGGUGAACAAGCUGUUGAAGGAAUCGAAUGCUGCUACUUCUUUGGCGGAUGGUUCAACUUCUGAGGAGAGUGAAGAGCAAUGGGACGGUAUCCCUGAUCCGCCCGAGCAGGACUUGGUGGAUCAAGAAGAGGAAUAUGUUGACGAGGACCGUUUCACCACUGUCACAGUCGAGUCAGUCAAUGUGUCGCGAGAUGGGUUCGAAAAGCCUAGCGAGGAUUCCAAACUCGACCAAGAAUCACAACAAGCGCCUCCCGAGAACAAGAGUGAGCAAGCGCCGCCAACAUUGAAGCCUAAGAAGAAAAAGGCCCCAAAGUUUCGUUAUGAGACUAAACUCGAGAGGAAGCUCACGGACACGAAACAACGACUCAAGAAUAAAAGAAGAUAGGCAUGACAUCUCUCUCUGUUAGUAAAGCCGUAUAUCGUCUGCCCCUCGAAGUUGAGCAGAGCUCUGGCUCCAAAAGAUGGUACAUACGCCAACUCUGAUCAGAUCAAAGAUGCCCGUAAGCAAUAUCCAUCAUGCACGCUAUCUGGGAACAUCGUUCUUCCACAUUAUCGGCGCACUCCGCUCAGAUGGUGCCAAUCUCAGCCUGAAGAUCGUCCAAUUCCUUCUGAAGGGU
This is a messenger RNA of Emericellopsis atlantica, 1044 nucleotides long. Its product is annotated as nucleolar protein 12-domain-containing protein. Bases 171 to 812 code for a protein of 213 amino acids. Gene Ontology annotation, molecular function: RNA binding. NCBI's taxonomy places the organism in Eukaryota, Fungi, Ascomycota, Sordariomycetes, Hypocreales, Bionectriaceae. The record is from RefSeq and is a predicted model, not a curated record. The transcript is spliced from 2 exons. Gene Ontology annotation, cellular component: nucleolus.